Arachis stenosperma is the source of this 1494-nucleotide messenger RNA. RefSeq lists its product as uncharacterized. The record is from RefSeq and is a predicted model, not a curated record. NCBI's taxonomy places the organism in Eukaryota, Viridiplantae, Streptophyta, Magnoliopsida, Fabales, Fabaceae. Bases 1 to 1494 code for a protein of 497 amino acids. The transcript has a single exon.
AUGGAGAGAUGGGUUCUUAAAAAAUGGGCUAGAAAAGACGUGGUUCGAGUUAUGGAUCUUGAGGAGAACUUUUUCUUGAUUCGUUUCUUUAAUCAGGAAGACUACUCGUACGCACUCUUUGAGGGACCUUGGAUGAUCGCAGAUCACUACCUCCUAGUUCAACGCUGGAGACCUCUCUUCAUACCCCAAGAAGUAGAUAUACGUAAGGUAGCAGUUUGGAUCAGAAUUCCAAACCUCCCAGCAGAACUUUACAACAAAUACUUUCUCUGGAAGGUGGGGAAAGCUUUAGGAACAAUGCUGAAAAUUGAUGAGCUUACAUCAAUUCAUUCUAGAGGAAAGUUCGCCCGCGUAUGCGUGGAAAUUGAUCUAAGGAAACCAGUUAUACCAAUUUUCUCGACCUUGGGAAAGGAAUUCAAGCUUGAAUACGAAGGCCUCUAUCAGAUCUGCUUUAAGUGCGGGCGGUACGGACAUAGGUUGGAAAACUACUCAGAAUGGGUGGGAGAUAUGCCCAAACAAGUAAUUCAAACAACCAUGGAUGGUGGCCGGAUGUCGCAGUACGGUGAAAGAGAAGACAGUACCGAUAAUCAGACGGGAUCCCUAGAAAAGGAAACUCUUAAUGGGGAAGGAGCUAUCAAGGCAAUAAAUCAAGAAUUAAAUGACGAGAAACAAGUUUCAGGGACCAAAAAGGGAAAGAAUCCUAUAGAUAAUGAGGAAGGUAAAGGAAAUAAACUUACCAUAAAUGAGGAGAAUCCCUUUGGGCCAUGGAUGCUGGUCAAACGCAAUCCUAGAAGGAAUAAAAUCAGAAUGGAGGAAUCUGCGAGAGGAAUAAAUGGAAACUCUUACGGUUCAAAAUUUCAAGUGCUAUCAGAGGAAACUUUCGAUGACAAUAAUGAGAGUAAUGAGGAAAGGGCGGUCCGAGAUGCGAAUCAGUACCAGAAUAAGGGGAGAGUGCAAGAUCAAGGAAGAAAUGAGAAUAAUGUCUACAAGUACAAUCAUAAGCUGCAGAAUCAAAAAAAUCAACCCAAAAGCAAAGCUUUCACCUCUAACAUGAGAGAGAAAACCCAGGAGAUGGAAAGGAAAAACGUUUCCAACCAAAAUCAGUACCGAAACAAGCCAAGCACCACUCAUAUCCAUGAGAAGCAAAAUAACCAGAACCAGGAAAAAAUCAUGGAGCACACACAAAACAAAGGGAAACAGAAAGAUAAACACCAUGAUUACUGGAGAAGCUUCAGCCUUCUUAAUAAGGAAUUAGCUAAAGAACACAACAACGGAGGUCACAUCCCUAUUUCUGAUACCCCAAAUCCAACCACCAUGUCGGUCAUCUCGAGAAUCAUGGGAGGACAGGGUACAAGAGAAGGAGACAGCAACACCGCUAAUAAUCUGAUUGAUCCAGGAGAUGCAGAACUAAAAUCUGGGUCGAAGGAUAUGGUCAUCAUGGACCAGAAUGUGGAUGGGGAAGAAUCUCCCUCAAGCCCAAAGCCUAUGGAGGCUUGA